Molecule: messenger RNA, 685 nt
Organism: Stegostoma tigrinum
Lineage: Eukaryota; Metazoa; Chordata; Chondrichthyes; Orectolobiformes; Stegostomatidae
Product: interleukin-8-like
Exons: 4
Coding region: 139-462 (107 amino acids)
Biological process (GO): neutrophil chemotaxis; antimicrobial humoral immune response mediated by antimicrobial peptide; cellular response to lipopolysaccharide
Cellular component (GO): extracellular region
Molecular function (GO): chemokine activity; CXCR chemokine receptor binding
Source: RefSeq, a predicted model, not a curated record
CCUUGAGGCUCUGACAACAUACCUUUUUAUAACUUCCCCAAACCUUGCUAUUGAAUAUAAGAUCCCAAUUUGACAAACUAACGUUCUGAAGACUUCUCGUUUAUGUGACUGCAAAUUAGAAGAGAACCGAAUUCAAUAAUGAAGAAUCAAAUGGUACGUUUGCUGUUGGGAACAAUUGUGAUCUGCUUGGCCACUCACGGUCUCUGUAUGGGAAUGAUAACAAACUCAAGGUGCAAAUGUGCGAAAGUCACCUCUAAAUUAAUUCAUCCAAGGAGAUGGCAAGAUGUCAGUAUCUUUAAACAGGGGUCUUUCUGCAGGAAAGUGGAAAUUAUAAUUACCCUGAAGAAGGGGAGAAAGGUCUGUGUCAAACCCAACGUUCAAUGGAUCCAGCAAGUUAUUUCCAACCUCAAUGAACAAGCAACCUAUAUUAAAGAAUUUACUACAGAAGAGUCAUCAACCUGAUAAACGAAGACAACCUACGACCAGGGAUUGGACUAUUCACCAGGACCCAAGCUUUCGCUGUUUAACACUCACUGCAACAGCCUGUGCCAUGAGAGUUUGUGUUACCAUUUCAAUAGCUUGCACCCUACCAGAAUCGUAUCAUUUAGAACCCUAACAUAACCCAUUUGAGCAAAUCGCUAACAGUAUUUGUUGCUACUUACAACUUCUGAAUACAAGGUUUAAA